Molecule: messenger RNA, 2520 nt
Organism: Psilocybe cubensis
Lineage: Eukaryota; Fungi; Basidiomycota; Agaricomycetes; Agaricales; Agrocybaceae
Exons: 8
Coding region: 1-2520 (839 amino acids)
Molecular function (GO): RNA polymerase II CTD heptapeptide repeat phosphatase activity
Source: RefSeq, a predicted model, not a curated record
AUGGACGACUCGGAGCCGACUCCGCUGCAUCUGCCCCAGAAUCUCCCGUAUCCUCUUAAGAUCACCUCUCUCAACGCUGCUCAAAAUGCAACCGUAGACCGCAAGUCCCGUCUCCUCGAAUAUUCCUUUGUUUACUCUCCUCCCGGUCCAGAACAACUCCCCGAAACCAGAUUUGGCACUUGGGAUUCCACCCUUGACGGUGUCGUCAAAGCUUGGAAUCUCAAAGUCGGCGAUGUUGUAACUAGAAAGAAGGCUGCUGAAUCUCCAGCAAUCUUCGUCGUCGAGCCGUGCAAGCAUGAAAUACAGAUCAGCGGCCUCUGCGCCCUUUGCGCGAAGGAUAUGACCAUUGCCGACUAUCUAGACGUGUCAGAUACCUCUCGUGCUAACAUCCAGAUGACCCAUUCCGCACACGGCCCUACCGUGUCUCUCGAAUACGCCAAGCGUCUCGAGCGCGAAUCGGCUGACCAUCUUCUCAAAUCCCGCAAGCUUUCUCUGAUUGUCGAUCUCGACCAAACUAUCGUCCAUGCUACAGUCGACCCAACCGUGGGUGAGUGGAUAAACGAGGGUCUCGCCUGGGAGGCCAGGCAGGCCAAGAAGGCUUCUACCACCCCGCCCGACGACGGUGCUCCAACCGCUAAUGAUGCCGACGACGACGACGAGUGCAACCCCAACUGGGAGGCUCUCAAGGACGUCAAGAGCUUCAGGCUCGGUCCAGAGUCCUUUGGGCCCCUGGCCGUACGCAGUGCACAUCGCGGAAAGGGCAAGAACAAGAUGGUCGAGACUGAAGGGUGUAUGUAUUACAUCAAGCCUCGACCCGGUUGGAAAGAAUUUCUACGUGAGACUGCCACCAAGUACGAGAUGCAUGUUUAUACGAUGGGAACCAGAGCAUAUGCGGAAGAAGUCUGUGCUGCAAUUGAUCCGGAUGGAAACAUUUUCGGAGGUCGACUGCUAAGUAGAGACGAGAGUGGAAAUGACUUUUUUGUCGGAAUUGGCGACAUCAACUCGUCGUUCCUUCCCAAGAUUGAGCCGCUUACGCCUGUGCUAAAUGUGCCCCAGGCAACUCCAACAGCAAGCAUAAAUGGGUCUUCUACUUCUCCAAUACCCAACAACAACGCUAAUCCAGUAACACCUGAUGUACCCACUACUGUAGCUGCAGACGGGGAAAUAUCAGAACUCGAAAACGCCAUGUUUACGCAGAAUAAUGCUGCUCUCGAUGCCCAACUAGAAGAACGGCCGUUAGCCAAGAAGGAGAAGGAGCUUCAAGAGCACGAAAUACAAGAACAGCAAGCCGCUGAGAAAACACCGACCCCCCCAGAAACGCCAGCUAGCGUCGAGAAGCUUCCUACGCCAACGCCGUCACCUAAGCCAGAGAAAAUGCACAAGAAGGCGCUACUAAAGAACGACGACUAUGAAUUAGAGCGAAUAGGCAAACUGCUAAAUGAGGUUCAUACGAGGUUCUUUACGGCCUAUGACACUCGUCGCGCGAAUGAGAACGCUAAAGCAAAGGCUGCGGCUGCUAAAGCAUACGACGUCACGCGCAUUAUCCCUCGGAUACGAUCAGAAGUAUUCGAAGGUGUCCAUAUCCUCUUUUCGAGUGUAAUCCCUCUGGACACCAAGCCAGAAACGACCGAAAUCUGGCGGAUGGCUCAUAUGUUCGGAGCCCAGUGCUCGACGGAAUUGACAAGUAACAUCACGCAUGUCGUUGCUGCAAAGCGUGGGACCGUUAAAGUGGACAUGGCACGGAGGCGAGGGGGAAUCAAGAUAGUUUGGCUCGCGUGGUUCACUGAUUCUAUAGCGCUGUGGCGAAGACAAGACGAGAAGCCGUAUCUGCUCGACGACCCGCCUGUGGUAAUCCCCGCCUCGAGUCCAACCACGGAAUACCACCAACUCUCCUCGGACCUCGACAUCGACUCGGACGACUGGGACCAGGAGCCGCCAGAGAUGAAGGAAACCGGACCCCUCCACCUCGAAGCCAUCAACUGGGAUGACAUCAACGAUGAAGUCGAAGCUGCCAUGAACGAAAGCGACGACGAAUACGACGAAUAUUACGCUGCUUUCAAAAGCGGCAACGUCUCGGAAGACGACACCACGGACGGGGGUGCGAAUAAUACCUCGCAGACGAUGACGACAAGGAAGCGGUUUCGGAGCGCGACGCCGUCUGAUGGCGGCGGCGGCAACGACGAGUACUUAGGGACCGGCUCACGGAAACGGAUGCGGAGCAAAACGCCGUCGGAUGCGGGGAGCGACUAUGGCUCGCCGCUCGCUAGGCGGAAGAAAGCGGCUGCUGGGCGCACGGGGUACUCCAAGCUCAAGGAGGGGAUCACAGCGGAUGACAUUGAAGGCGGCGACGCUGUCACGAAUGAUGUCAAUGAGAGCGGCAACGGUACUGCCCUGCCGGACGCGCAAGGCUCGUCGCCUGCUGCGUACGACGAGGAGGAGGAUGGAGAGGAUGAUGAUGAGGAAGAGGAGGAGGAAGAAGACGAUUUCUUAGCUCGCGAGCUGGAGGAAGAGUGGGGAUAG